Messenger RNA from Plenodomus lingam JN3, 2169 nucleotides. The record is from RefSeq and is a predicted model, not a curated record. Lineage: Eukaryota; Fungi; Ascomycota; Dothideomycetes; Pleosporales; Leptosphaeriaceae.
AUGAAUACAAUGGCGACAGGAGAGGGUCAGAUCGAGCUUCCUGGUUUCGGACGGCCGCUCGACGUCUGGGAUCAUCCAGAAGACAACCCAAGGGCGGCAGCUCUCUCGGCAGUGAAGGACUGGGAUCAUCCAGUCCUUACCGUUCGGGAGCGAUGCAUGCUAUUGUUCAUGAACUCGAUCACCGAUAAGCCUGGUUGGGAGAAGAAAGUGUACGAUGAUGAAAUUGUAGCCAAGUGGAGCCAGGAAGCCGAGGCUCUUGACUGGAACAAGGCCGCCAUUGCCCACGGAGACAUGAGCCCGGGGAACUUCAAUCAUUGUAUUGCUGAAUUACGUGCCAAGGCAGCCUUUUCCGAGAAGAGUGGAAUGAUUCCCAUCCUUGACUCAACCUCGUGCGUACUGAAGAGCGACACGGCUAUAUCGGCAGAUAUUAAAGAAGAGCUACGAAAUGCAGUAAGAGACUUGGAAGACGUACCUGAUCACCAGAAGGACUGGCAUCCUGGAUCUGACGGCCAAGUUUUGGAUCUCGUGCACCCGUCCCUGUUCCCGUUGAUCUAUCAACGAUCGCGCAUAUUGCCAGACUCAACCAUCAACUUGGUGACGUGCCUUCAGAGCAUUGGCAAAGGCACGAUUCUACCCGAUCCGCAGCCAAACCUAAAAAAUACGGGAGAUUCGCACCUGUGGUCAUCCCGUUUUCAAUGGCUGCCUUGUGAUGUAUCCUUUCCAGAUGGAAAGAAUGCUCGAAUCGACUCGUAUAUCAACAACCUGCAUCCGGUGGAUCACAAGGGUCUUUAUACAACCAUUGAAAAGCUGAUUACGAAAGCAGUACCCUUCUGGGAUGUUGUAUAUCGAUGCAAUGCAGCUGGCGAUCUUCAAAGCCGACAACGUCUGCAUGUGACCGGCGUUAAGUAUACUCUCCCAGAAGGAGUUGAGGAAUAUCCCACAGAUGAUCAACUUGACGAUGACGAAUUCGACGAAGAUGAGUAUUACGACCAAGUCGCAGCUUUGCGCAUAUACGACAAGCCAGAAGCAGCCGACUUCAAAGAUCUUUAUAUCACCCCAGAGGACGUUACGGAUCCAUUCAAACUCUUUGGCAGGCGCGACAAGAAGCUUCAGGUCAUUGUCAAACUUGCCAAUAUUCACCUCACACCCGAGCAGCCCGAGUACGCGGGUGGAUCGUGGCAUAUCGAAGGGCAGUUGAACGAACACAUUGUGGCCACUGCUCUUUACUACUAUGACAAUGACAACAUCACGGACUCGCAACUAUUUUUCCGCACAAGGGUAGACGGAGAAACCUUCUCCGAACACUUGGGCUACGAGCAGGGCGACUUUGGUGGCAUCGAGAAGAUUUUCGGUAUUGAAAACGAGCAGGACCAGUUUCAGGAUAUUGGCAGCGUGCUUACAAAGGAAGAUCGCUUGAUCGCUUUUCCCAAUGGCUUCCAGCACCGUGUAGGAGAUUUCAAACUCGUGGAUCCCUCCAAACCAGGUCAUCGCAAAAUCGUUGCUUUGUUCCUCGUCGCGCCUACUAUUCCCAUCAUCUCCACUGCAAACGUGCCACCACAGCGCCGCGAUUGGUGGCUCAGAGAAGUCGAAGCACAAGCCAAUAAUCUGGUCAGCAAUUUGCCAACUGAGUUGAUUGAGAUGGUUGCCGAGAGAGUGGACGACUUUCCCAUCGGAUUGGAGGAGGCGAAGGAAUUGCGGCAACAGCUCAUGGUGGAGCGAGGCCGAUUGGAUGAAAUGACGUUGGAGGCCCAGCAGCCAGGGUAUGGCUUCAACUUCUGUUACAAUACCACAAGCAAGCGCCCUCACGUGAAAUCCAUCGACCAUGAUUCGCUUGGUGGACUAAUUCCCAACCCGCACUUCGCAACGCCUUCCCGGGUUUCCGAACUGCGCUGCCCAACUUCUCCUUCCCCUUCUGCUCGCCCGGGCCGUCUACACGAGGGAACACCACGAGUACACAUAACACCGAUUCCACUCUUCGCUCCAUCAAAUCCGCAUACCAUCACCCCCACAGUUCCACGAGGUUUGAACUAUAGCUACGGAUCUGCGGCCCUGCUUCCAACUAUACGACUGCUGUGUGUGCUUGCCUCGGAUUGUGCGGCCCCAAGGCGCAAGUCUUCUACUUUGCAUAUGUGUGAGAAAAAUGCAAAGGGGGAGCGGGUCAGCGGUUGA